AUGACAUCGCUGUCUGUUGGUCAAGUCUCGGCGUUGAUUGCUGCAGGCACUACUUCACUACAACUCCUGUUACCACUAGCAAUCCCGCUCAUCCUCAUAGCUUUCAUCAACAAGCGGGAUGAUCAAGUACAGCAGACCGCUGUCACAUGGUCUACGCUCAGUCGAACCCUCCACUCAACAUACUGGCCAACAAUCCUCAGCUCGGACUCGUCAGCGAGUAAGAAUGUGAACCCUGCAGUUGUCGCCGCAGUCUACUUGGGCAUCUUCACAACAGUUCUAGUCGCUGUGACUGCCGUCAUCACGCCCCUUGGUCUUUAUGAUGCAAUGCUGUCCAGUAAACCUCAGAGAGUGCCUUUCAGCUACGCGCAAGAUCUGACACCCUUCGGAUAUGGAAGUCUUCCUAGGAAUGAUAUGGGCUUUAAUCGUAUCUGUGGAAGCCCGGAAGGAUCGAUGAGUUGUCCCGGCUCAAACUUCUCUGUCUUCCGAGAACUCUACACUAAUUUUGAUAAUUUUACCCUCAAUUGGAGCUGGACAGAUGGCUACUACUACACCAACAUCUCUUUGGAGACACAGAACCUAUGGGCAAGUGGCCUAGACGUGAUGGAAAGGAGUGUGUCCAGUAUGUUUGAUAUUCAGUGGCGUUCCUAUGAGAUCAGACAGCAGAAUCUAUCAAGCAUGUUCACUAGGUACAAUGAUAUCUCUUCAUCUACUGAGAAGUACUACGACAAUGGAUCACCAUACCUAGUGGGAGGAUACCGGCCGAUACAAGGGUUACUUUCAAGCAACGGAUUCAAAAUUAUUGAAGGGCUGGUGGUCGAUUUGGAAAGAGGUGGAAUUGGUUUUCGUAACCACACUAUUCCCCCUCAGAUUUCUCAUGAAGUCACAUGGACAGAAGAUAUCCUGUUCAUUGUGCCCGAAACAAGUUGCGUCGAUAACAAUCUAACGAUCGAUUACGAUCUCAAAGAAGACGAUACACUCCACACAUUGGUAUCUGGUGGCAUCCUACGGCUGACAGAUCGUGGCGGAUUCGCAGAUCUGAACAGUACAGUCAACCUGGAAGGCAUUCACACCAUGAACAGCUCACAAGACAGCAUCUAUCUCCAUACUAGAGCACUAUUUGCAGCUGGAUAUAGCAACGCAUUAACCAUGAUUUAUAUGAAUUUGACGGACAAAGAGCGCGGCCUGAAAGAAUUCAGGAUGUACGAACAGGCGCCAGUCGGGACAUCAUACCUUCUUGAAGAUGAGUCGAACACAACUUCAUUCAGCGGAAGCGGUGGGAAAGCGGCCAAUUCAUCCCAAAACCAGGGAGAAUUGCUCUUCAUCUACACGAAUCCUCAUAAUGUCACAACGGAUGCUUUUGAAUACUUCGAGGAUGUUGCUCAGGGACGCGUAGAUUCAUGGUCUUUAGCAAACAUUUCGAAUAUCGCGAUAGCCACGGGUACCUUUUACCCUCCACCGAGACCUAUGGGACGAGACCUGAACCCUUUUGAUCUUGGCAAGCCCGGAGACGCAUGGACACAACGAGUUUACACCUGUGCAUCGGCUUCCCGAGCUACUAUCAAAACUGUUACAUUUCUAUAUAAUGGUAACGGAGGCCUAUCAGAUCUGCGUGUCAUCAAUGUGACGGAAAAGACCUAUCCCAAUACAUCAUCCAUGCCCAUCUGGGGAGUGGAAGACUCUGGUAUUACUUAUAGGGAUAUAAAACCAUUUUGGGGUCUAUUAAGCCCGAAAUUCGCAGAAAGGUCUAACAUUUCAUCUAUCCAGAGGGAGUCACUAUGGCUUCCUGGAUAUACUGGGCGCUUUUUGUCUUCAGUUGUAGACUCCAAGAUGAACACACCAGGAGCAAGCUUUUACAGCACUAUCAUGCAAUAUAUCUAUGCAGAGCUAUUCAGUGACACAGCACUUGAAUCUGUAGAGAUCCAUGACUACUCAGGGUAUGGUCAAUUCGCCCUAUAUCAAAGGUGGCUUGAACUUGGACGGACAGCUACACGGUCUGCAGACAUUAUCAACCUGAUAUGGACAGACAUCGCUGCAAACGCUGUAGUUGGUACUCGAUCCUGGUUGGCUAAGUCGCCAGGUUCAGCCACAUCUGUAUCUCAAGACCAGAACAGUCCGCAUGAGGUACCCCACGUCAUUCUGAUGCAACGAAGCACGAAGUACAAUAUUGUCUACGCGGUACCAGUAAUGUUGUUGCUGUUGCUGACACUCAUCAUAAGUGUCGCUACAGUCAUACUUCUGCUUUUGCAGCGCACUGGGUUGGAUAGGAUGAGAUGGUUCCUUAAUCAAACCUCGUUGGGACGCAAUCUUACAGCGCUUUUAUAUCCAGAUGUUAGCUCACAGCAGUCUUCACAGAAAACAUGGGCGAAGAACGAUGCACAUAGGGUAAUAACUGCGGCUCCAGAUAAACCGUACGCUGGCAACCAGGUGGAAAAUGAGACGAGCCCUCAGUCCAAAGAAGACAUGACAGUCUCGCAGCGUUUGAUGAAUGAGGGUGACAAUGAGCGUUUGGAACAAUAG
Molecule: messenger RNA, 2517 nt
Organism: Bipolaris victoriae FI3
Lineage: Eukaryota; Fungi; Ascomycota; Dothideomycetes; Pleosporales; Pleosporaceae
Exons: 4
Coding region: 1-2517 (838 amino acids)
Source: RefSeq, a predicted model, not a curated record